Molecule: messenger RNA, 1399 nt
Organism: Manihot esculenta (cassava)
Lineage: Eukaryota; Viridiplantae; Streptophyta; Magnoliopsida; Malpighiales; Euphorbiaceae
Product: probable membrane-associated 30 kDa protein, chloroplastic
Exons: 11
Coding region: 142-1152 (336 amino acids)
Biological process (GO): thylakoid membrane organization
Cellular component (GO): chloroplast
Source: RefSeq, a predicted model, not a curated record
AAAAUAAACGGUACUAAAUCAAAUGAUCCCCGUAGCAGUAGCGUCUUCGUUUCUGUCCAGAAAUUUGAUUUUCUGAAGCUUUUAUCUGCUGAUUAAAAUUUUAAGCAAUCAAUCGAAGUCGAUUGCUUUUGUUGCAGAAUUAUGGCUGCGAAAGCCCAAUUAAUUUCAGGAUUGACCUUGCCAUUGCCACCACCGCAUACAUCCACUUCGUCUUCUUCUUCCUCCAACCACAAUAGCAGCAAUACUCUCUCUGUGGUCAAUCGACCACAUCUCACAACGUCGUUUUUCAAUGGCGGAGUUGAAGCUCUAAAAGUUAGGAUAAAGACUAAUCCUUCAAGUAGGUCUCAAUGUUAUAGACAAGGUGGAGGUGCUCUUGGCACUCGUAUGAACCUUUUUGAUCGGUUUGCUAGAGUUGUCAAGUCAUAUGCAAAUGCAAUCUUGAGUAGUUUUGAAGACCCAGAGAAAAUAUUAGAUCAGACGGUGCUUGAAAUGAAUGAUGACUUGACAAAGAUGCGUCAGGCCACAGCACAAGUGUUGGCAUCUCAAAAACGUCUGGAGAAUAAAUACAAAGCUGCAGAGCAAGCUUCUCAGGAUUGGUAUCGUAAAGCACAACUUGCUCUUCAGAAAGGAGAAGAAGAUCUUGCACGUGAAGCACUUAAAAGACGAAAAUCUUUUGCUGAUAAUGCUAAUUCCUUGAAAGCUCAACUGGAUCAACAGAAAGGUGUCGUUGAGAACCUUGUCUCUAAUACUCGGCUUUUGGAGAGCAAGAUACAGGAGGCAAAAUCUAAGAAAGAUACACUGAAAGCACGUGCUCAGUCUGCAAAAACUCAAACCAAAAUGAAUGAAAUGCUUGGGAAUGUCAAUACAAGUAAUGCUCUUUCAGCUUUCGAAAAAAUGGAGGAGAAAGUAAUGGCAAUGGAAUCGGAAGCAGAAGCCCUUGGCCAGUUAGCCACGAGUGAACUGGAUGAAAAGUUUGCCCUGCUCGAGAGCUCAUCAGUUGAUGAUGAUCUUGACAACCUGAAGAAGGAACUCUAUGGUAGCAAAGUGAAAGGAGAACUGCCGCCUGGGAGAACAACCGUAAGCAGCUCCAUUAGAGAUCCUGAGAUUGAGAUGGAGCUCAAUGAAUUGAGACAAAAGAGAAGGGAAUUCUAAAACAACUGGAAUCUGUAGUUGCAAGUACAUCGUUGGAAUUGGUCUCUUCUGCCCAAUAUUUUAACUUGUAGAGCUAAAGGCCAAAUAAUCAGCCAUUGUAUAGAUGCAUCAAACUCAAAAUAACUAGCCAUUUUUUUCUCUUCCAAAAAUUCUUAUACGCACUUGGUGUAUUUGCAAUUGGCUAAUAGGAUAUUAUUAUUCAAGUAUAUACAUUUGGCAAAUAGGAUAUCAUUAUUUUAAAUUUAAA